Alternaria alternata is the source of this 1091-nucleotide messenger RNA. RefSeq names its product Molybdopterin binding protein. NCBI's taxonomy places the organism in Eukaryota, Fungi, Ascomycota, Dothideomycetes, Pleosporales, Pleosporaceae. Bases 90 to 959 code for a protein of 289 amino acids. The record is from RefSeq and is a predicted model, not a curated record. The transcript has 4 exons.
AUCAGGUUGCCAGACACUUGUCUCGUCCAAUACCCAACUUUGCGCAUCGUUCCGCCGUUUCGUUCCGCCCAUCGAUAACGUCAUCAGUCAUGGCUUCGACACAGCAAAAGAGCCUGAUCCACACGGCAGGUUGUUUGGUUAUCGGUGACGAAGUCCUUGGAGGCAAGACAGUCGAUACGAACUCGGCGUACUUUGCCAAAUUCUGCUUCUCAUUGGGCAUCAACUUGCGCCGCAUCGAAGUCAUUGCAGAUGAUGAAGGCGAGAUUGUAGAAGCCGUGCAACGCAUGUCCAAGAACUACGACAUGGUGGUGACGAGUGGCGGAAUUGGUCCUACUCACGACGACAUCACUUACCAGUCAAUAGCCAAGGCCUUUGGCCUCCCGUUGAAGUUACACGAUGCGGCGUUUGAACGUAUGAAGCGCCUCUCGAAGCCGCACAAGUCUCAGCCAAACUUUGACUGGAACGUCGAGUCUGCAGCGCUUACAGCAAAGAAGCGCAUGGUUGAACUGCCUAUUGAUGAAUCCAAGCCAGAUGAAGAUCAGGUUAUUUUCGUCAGCGAGUCGCUUUGGGUUCCCGUUAGCGUCGUGAACGGUAACGUGCACAUUCUGCCCGGAGUGCCUCGCCUCUUUGAAGCGAUGCUAGACGGACUAAAGCCCCGCAUCCUACCUAGAUUGACGGAUCCAGAGGGUAAAGGCGUGUUGCGGAUCCUCAUCUCGACUCCGAUGGCCGAGAGCGCCGUUGCUGGAUAUCUGACCGAGCUCGCUGCCAAGGCGGAGCCAAAAGGGGUCAAGGUGGGAAGCUACCCACGAUGGGGAAAGGACCACAACACUGUGACGCUAGUUGGACGCGAUCGCGACUUCAUGGAGAGCUUAGUUCCUGAAGUAGAGAAGGCUGUUCAGGGGAGGCGCGUAGCUGUAGAAGGCGAGGACGACGGAGAGACGUCUGACAAGGACUCAUAGGGGGUGGUAGAGGGUAGACUGACAUUGCAGACGUGCCGCAGUCGGUCAAUGUAAAUAUACAUAUAUACAUAUAUCGAGUGUCGAGAUGCAGGGACCGUGUGUCAGAAUGGAAUGCCUGUGAAGAUGAUGUUG